Nicotiana tabacum (common tobacco) is the source of this 915-nucleotide messenger RNA. RefSeq lists its product as uncharacterized. Lineage: Eukaryota; Viridiplantae; Streptophyta; Magnoliopsida; Solanales; Solanaceae. The record is from RefSeq and is a predicted model, not a curated record.
AGAAACUAUUGUCUUUUCUAACUUUAAUAAAGUGUUUCUUUUUAGUGAGAAGAUCAACUCAGGAAGAAUAAACAAAAGGGUAUAAAUAGUGGCAUAGAUCAUAGCUCAAGGCUGUAGGAAAGAAUACAAGAGAAUAAGAUCAAGUUUCUCUGCAUGGGAGUUCUUGAAAAAACAGCAAAAAUGGGAACCAAGAAAAUGAUAUUAAUGCUCCUUUUGGCUUUCUACUUUUCAUGUGGUUUAUAUCUGGCCAAGAUUUUGCCUUCUGAUAACAAAGAAGCAGUAGUAGAAGAACAAGUUAAUAAUCAUAAUGUUGAUGAAAAGAUAGAAAUAGAUGUUAACAGCAAAUAUGGCCAUGCUGAAGCUCAUUUUGGUGGUAAAGGAGGAAAUGGAGGGGAAGAAUCUCGAUCUCCUUCGAAUCAAGGAUCGUCGAAUGUCAUACCAAUUUAUGCUGCAAACGCGCACCACAAUCACCAUCGUAGUGCUGCAAACUGCCACAGAAACCACAAUGAAUAUUUAGCCUUCUUCGCUGCAAUGUUCUUCGCUUGCAUUGUACUUAAAUACCCUGUGUUUAUUGCGUAAAAAGAGAGUACAACGAAGUCAUUCUGAAUCCCUGACUCCUCUUUUUCUAAGCCUUUGACAUGUUUGACAUUGGGUUAAAUCGGUUGUCUGGUUUCGUCCCUUCUCUUGAUCUACUUAGGUUACGACUGUGUUUUGUUAUAUAUAGGAAUAGGUUGAAAACCAUGUGAUAUGUCUAGUGAUUAUUGUGUACUCUGUUUGUUUCGGUUUUGAUUAGCUGUGGAUGUAUUAGGAUGUUAAUUUAUGUCUUUUGUUUCCACUUUUUCUACUAAACUUCCUCUGUAUAACUUGUUGAUUGGACAAACUUUAUAAUUCUGUAUUCAGGAUUUUAUCAGCUUA